Molecule: messenger RNA, 2330 nt
Organism: Lotus japonicus
Lineage: Eukaryota; Viridiplantae; Streptophyta; Magnoliopsida; Fabales; Fabaceae
Exons: 4
Coding region: 140-2023 (627 amino acids)
Cellular component (GO): RQC complex
Source: RefSeq, a predicted model, not a curated record
UGCAGAAGCCACACCACACCAACGUUGUCUUUUUCAUUCGAGUGUGUUCUUUCUUUCUCUCUGGUGAUUGAUUUUCCAGAAGAAGCUAAACCCCUUUAUCCAUCCCUGAAAGCUUCUUCAAUCGGAGCGCAAGAACACGAUGUCUGCUCGAUUGGUGAAGAGGAUUCUGAACGAGCAACAACACCUUCCUCAUCAACUUAGCGAAGAAGAAGAAGAAGAUGAUGAUGAUAAUGAAAACGGCUCUACUUUUGUCAACCCCUUUGAUCUCCUCAACGACCAUGAUUCUGAACCCGAACCCCAGGAAGAUGAGUCGACAUCGGCCAAUGAAACAUUGGUGACAUCUUCAUUGAAAGAUUCUGCUCAGAUUUCAACAUCCAAUCCAAAGUCAAAGAAAAAGAAGAAGAAGAAGAAUAAAAACAAGGAUAAUGCUGUUGCCAGUAAAACGGGAGGUGAAAAAGAGUUGGACUUGAUCCUAGAGGAUUUAUCUCUGAAUGCUAGCCCUUCAGCUGAGCAGCAUAUAUCUGCUGAAGCCAAAGCAGUGAAUGCCAAAGACAAAAACAGAUAUGUUAAACAGAACUCCAUCUCCAUAUUACAAGUGGAUCCUAAAUAUUUGAAUGCUGAAAAUGAGCUGAGAAGAAUAUUUGGAUCUAAGGUUGUGAAAUCGUUUGAGACUAGCAAUCAAGCCAGCAGUUCUAGGCAGAUUCGAGGGGUGAGGCGUGGACGCCAUAAUCUUAAAAAGACUGUUCUUGUCACUCCAGCAAGCAAUUGGGUCCAAUGUGAUGAUUCUUUGUCAAUGGAAUUUCUGGAAACAAAGAAUGGAUAUAACUACUUCAGAUAUGUACAUUCAUCAUCCUACUCCCAAUCUCAGAGAGCAUUUGAAGCUGCCAAGGCAAUUAAUGACAUAAAUGGUGUAGCGAGCAUAUUACAGUACCGUCCUUAUCAUAUAGAUUCCCUUCUAACAAUGGCAGAAUAUUUCAAGGUAUUGGGUGAACAACAGAUGUCCGCAGAUUCCAUUGCUAGGUGUCUAUAUGCCCUUGAAUGUGCGUGGAAUCCGAUGUUCACCCCACUGCAGGGAAAUUGCCAACUGAAGUACGGACAUGAUACAAACAAACCUAUAUUCACAGCUCUUUUUACUCACAUGAAAAAUUUGGACAGGCGUGGCUGUCAUAGAUCUGCGUUAGAGGUCUGCAAAUUGUUGCUUUCACUAGAUGCUGAUGAUCCCAUGGGGGCUAUUUUCUGCAUGGACUACUUUGCUUUAAGGUCUGAAGAGUAUGCAUGGUUGGAAAAGUUUUCUGAAGAUUAUAAAAGUGAUAACUCCAUUUGGUUGUUUCCGAACUUUUCUUAUUCCCUUGCCAUUUGUCGGUUUUACCUUGAGCGUGAGGCCUCCAAAGAUGCUUGUAUUGAUUCUGACAAGGCUUCUUCAUCUGAUCUUAUGAAACAAGCAUUGAUGCUUCAUCCUUCAGUCAUAAAGAAGCUAGUAACAAAAGUACCUUUGAAAGAGCGCAUAUGGACAGAUAUUCUCAAGCACACCUUUUUCCUAUCAGAUCAAACUGGAAGUCCAUCUCAAGAUCACUUGAUUAGUAUAUAUGUUGAAAGAAAUUAUCUUAUAUGGAGGCUUCCUGAUCUGCAGAAACUGCUAAGUGGCGCUGCAAAACUUGUGAUUGAAACCCUGGAGAGUAAUAAAAGCGAACUUACGGAUUGGGCUUGUGUCAGAAAAGAAGUAUUUUCAUCUGAGAAAAAUGAGUAUGGGCAUUUAUUGGUAUCUGAUUUCUCUGAUUCAGUGUCAUCAAUUCCACCGGAAAAUCUACAACAGUUCAUGGGGGUUCCUGGAAUGAGGGAGGCUAUGCAGGACGAGAACCAGUUUGCUAAUCUGCCUGGCAAUGGCCAUGCUCCUCCUCGCGAGGUUGCAAAUAGGAAUGCACUCGCUGUCUUGUUUGAGUCGAUGCUGCCGUGGGUUACUUAUGAGGAUAUGGAGGAUGAUGGGCCUGAUGAUGAUCAUGGCCACAGGCAAGAGAAUCAGUGAUACUGGAUUCAACUUGGCCUUCCUUCUCUUCUAAAGGCCUUUUUUUGUGGGGUGUGUUGAACACUUGAACUAAAUGAUGAGAUGUUUUACUUGUACAGAGCGACACCUAGGGAGCUUUGGUACCUUAUGUUAUAAUUUUGAUCUUUGUCUGGAAACUCUAGAUGCAUAAAAAUUACCAUAUAAUUCUGAGGGGUAGUUUUAGGGAUAUUGAGGUCAAAUGUUGCACUUUUGUCCGUUAUGAAUUUUCACUUUGAUUUGCUUCUGAACUUUCUUGAACAGUUAUUUAAUCAUGUAUUGUCUUGUCCCA